UCCCUCAUUUUUCAACACAGCACACACCCUUUGCAGCUGCAUAUGAUCUCUUUCACCAGCACUGCAAGCAAUAUGGGCCUUGAUUCUCAAAAGCUCUCUGGUCUGGCAAGAUUCUAUAAGAUGCCUUACCAGUCUUCAUUCUUGUAAAGCCAGAAGGAUGUGAAUGGCUGGAAUGGUAAAUCUAUAUUUAGGCAGCUGAUGUCAUUUGGAUGCCUGGCUCUGAAGUGUGCCCGAACCCACCAGUUUGCCUCCAUACAAUUUACUCUACAGGAAGACGCUGUCCAGGAUAAAGAAGGUCAUUCAAAUUCUAAAUCACAGUGAGGACAAUUCAUCAAGACUCUGAUUGCUUCCUUCUUUUAAAACAAAGCCUCACCAAGGGGAGGAACAGCCAAGCACGGAACACAAUGUCAUCACACAGUGCCCUACAGAAGGAGAGGAGACAACAAGCGUCUGCCAUUAUGAGGGAAAUCCAGGGAAAUGAUUCAGAUGGUUUGGACUUUGGGAAGAAGAUCAGCGUCCCAAAGGACAUUAUGUUGGAAGAAUUAACUCAUCACAGUAACCGAGGGGCAAUGUUAUUUAAGAAAAGGCAGAGGAGAUCAGAGAAAUACACUUUUGAAAAUGUUCCAUAUCAAAUGAAUCUACAAAGUAAUCAGAAUGAAUUAAUUCAAAAUGCCAAAAAUGACGCAAACACUUUGAACUCUGCCCAGCAACAAUCUCCACUGACGCCUCCAAAUACACCAGAUCCUCGAAGCCCUCCUAACCCAGAAACUAUUGCCCCAGGAUACACUGGACCACUCAAAGAAAUCCCACCAGAAAAAUUCAAUGAAACAGCGGUCCCAAAGUAUUACAUGUCUCCAUGGCAAGAAGCCAUUGUCAAUGACCCAGACCUCCUAGAUGCAUUGUAUCCCAAAAUGCCCACACCUGGGGAAAAGGAAGACAUACCAGACUACAGGAGCUUCAACAGAGCUGCUACACCAUUUGGGGGAUUUGAAAAAGCUUCAAAAAUGAUAACUUUCAAGAUCCCAGAAUUUAAUCUACCAUCUAUGAAUGACCCUGUAUAUAUGGUACCCAACCCUCUCAGCACUAGACGAUCCUUUAACAGAGCUCCUCAGGGGUGGACAUCUGAACAUGACCCUAUUGUCCUCACGUCUGACAUCUUCCUGAAUGUAGAUAUUCCGGAAUCUGAUGAUCUGUAAAUAACAAAAGCUUAAGUUAUAACAAGAAUAAAAAUAUGUAAUACUAUAGCUUUCCUAGCAUGUUUAAGUUGCUGAAAUAGGAUAUAUUAUGACAAAAAACAAAUGUAUUUUUAAAGUGUAAGUGUCGGUUCCAAUAUAAAUAAAAAUAAUUCCAUAAAA
Molecule: messenger RNA, 1355 nt
Organism: Bombina bombina (fire-bellied toad)
Lineage: Eukaryota; Metazoa; Chordata; Amphibia; Anura; Bombinatoridae
Gene: MYOZ2
Product: myozenin 2
Exons: 7
Coding region: 405-1196 (263 amino acids)
Cellular component (GO): actin cytoskeleton; Z disc
Molecular function (GO): FATZ binding; telethonin binding; actin binding
Source: RefSeq, a predicted model, not a curated record